CAACACCCGCCUGUGAGUGAGAACAUGCGGUGUUUGAUCUUUAAACCCCACAACUCUUUUUUAAAGGCUCGUUUUGCAAAACCAGUAUAUCCAGGACAAACUCUACAAACUGAGAUGUGGAAGGAAGGAAACAGAAUUCAUUUUCAAACCAAGGUCCAAGGAACUGGAGAUGUUGUCCUUUCAAAUGCUUAUGUGGAUCUUGCACCAACAUCUGAUAUUUCAGCUAAGACACUCUCUGAAGGUGGGGAGCUUCAGAGUACCCUUGUGUUUGAGGAAAUAGGACGCCACCUAAAGAAUAUUGGGCAUGAGGUGGUGAAGAAAGUAAAUGCUGUAUUUGAGUGGCAUAUAACUAAAGGCGGAAGCAUUGGAGCUAAGUGGACUAUUGACUUGAAAAGUGGCUCUGGAAAAGUGUACCAAGGCCCUGCAAAAGGUGCUGCUGAUACAACAAUCAUACUUUCAGAUGAAGAUUUCAUGGAGGUGGUUCUGGGCAGGCUUGACCCUCAGAAGUAUUCCACAGUGCCCUGAGAGUUUGCUGUGAUGUCAGGUGCAUGGCAGAGAAGAGUUGGGAAACUGGCAUUCUUUAGUGGC
Sapajus apella (tufted capuchin) is the source of this 588-nucleotide messenger RNA. Its product is annotated as peroxisomal multifunctional enzyme type 2-like. The coding region runs from base 25 to 525 and encodes 166 amino acids. NCBI's taxonomy places the organism in Eukaryota, Metazoa, Chordata, Mammalia, Primates, Cebidae. Gene Ontology annotation, cellular component: cytosol. The record is from RefSeq and is a predicted model, not a curated record. The transcript is spliced from 6 exons.